Molecule: messenger RNA, 1849 nt
Organism: Morus notabilis
Lineage: Eukaryota; Viridiplantae; Streptophyta; Magnoliopsida; Rosales; Moraceae
Product: probable 26S proteasome non-ATPase regulatory subunit 3
Exons: 9
Coding region: 186-1649 (487 amino acids)
Biological process (GO): regulation of protein catabolic process; ubiquitin-dependent protein catabolic process
Cellular component (GO): proteasome regulatory particle, lid subcomplex; proteasome complex
Molecular function (GO): enzyme regulator activity
Source: RefSeq, a predicted model, not a curated record
UCUUUGGCAUGCUCUUGCUUCUAUACACUCACUUGCUUGGUGCUCUCUCUCUCUCUCUCUCUCUUCCCCUUUCUUCCCAUCUUUCUCUCUCCUUCCGUGGUCUUGCAGUGUACGAAAGUAGCCGAAACCCUAACUCCUCCCAACGAGAGCAGCUCUAGCUUUUUCUCUGCGAUUUUUCUGCAAAGAUGACCCAAGACGUGGAGAUGAAAGAGCUCCAAGAUCCUUCCAAUUCCGUUUCUUCCACUUCUCCUUCAACUCUGCACCAUUUGAAGGAGAUUGCAGCGCUUAUCGAGACCGGCGCUUUUGGACGGGAAGUUCGAAGAAUUCUGCGUGCUGUUCGCCUAACAAUGGCUUUAAGGCGAAAGUUGAAGUCUUCGGUGCUCUCUGCUUUCCUUAAUUUCGCUCUUGCGCCGGGAUCCGAGCUGCACGCUCGGCUAUCUUCGUAUCUCCCAAAGGAUAAUGACCAUGAAAUGGAUGUUGAUACUGCAACAGCUACAACUCAAGCUACCGUAAAGCACUCUCCACCUGAGCUAGAAAUUUACUGCUAUUUGCUUGUGCUUAUUUUUCUAAUUGAUCAGAAGAAAUACAAUGAGGCAAAAGCUUGUGCCUCAGCAAGCAUUGCUCGACUGAAGAACGUGAAUAGGAGAACCAUUGAUGUUCUGGCAUCGAGGUUAUAUUUUUACUACUCUUUUACCUAUGAGCUCACUGGCGAUCUUGCUGAAAUUAGGGGAAACCUUCUCGCGCUGCACCGUAUUGCAACACUGCGCCAUGAUGAGCUGGGUCAGGAAACACUUCUUAAUCUCUUACUUCGAAACUACCUCCACUACAAUUUGUAUGACCAGGCUGAGAAGUUGAGGUCCAAGGCACCUCGGUUUGAAGCACAUUCAAACCAGCAGUUUUGCCGUUACUUAUUUUACCUAGGCAAGAUUAGAACGAUUCAGUUGGAGUAUACAGAUGCGAAAGAGUCCCUCCUGCAGGCAGCUAGGAAAGCUCCUGUUGCGGCCCUUGGUUUUCGAGUUCAAUGUAAUAAGUGGGCUAUCAUUGUCCGCUUAUUGCUUGGAGAAAUCCCUGAGAGAACUGUUUUUAUGCAAAAGGGAAUGGAGAAGGCUUUGAGGCCAUAUUUUGAACUAACAAAUGCUGUGCGAAUUGGUGAUUUGGAGCUUUUUAGAAGUGUAGCUGAGAAGUUCUCUAACACUUUCAAUUCGGACCGAACCCACAAUUUGAUUGUUAGGUUGCGUCAUAAUGUGAUAAGAACUGGGCUACGAAACAUUAGCAUCUCUUAUUCGCGAAUCUCUCUGAUUGAUGUUGCCAAAAAGCUGAGAUUGGACUCUGCAAACCCUGUUGCUGAUGCGGAGAGUAUUGUGUCAAAGGCAAUCCGAGAUGGUGCAAUUGAUGCGACACUGGAUCAUGCAAAUGGAUGGAUGGUGUCAAAGGAAACUGGAGAUAUCUACUCUACAAACGAGCCUCAAACUGCAUUUGACACUAGGAUUGCUUUUUGCCUCAACUUGCAUAACGAGGCAGUGCGUGCUCUUCGGUUUCCACCGAAUUCCCACAAGGAGAAAGAAAGUGCUGAGAAGAGAAGGGAGAGACAACAACAGGAGCAAGAGCUUGCCAAACACAUAGCUGAGGAGGAUGAUGACGAUUUUUGACAUAGUAAUCCGGAAAAGAACUUGUGUGCUCACUGUGCACUGCUGUCAGCAAAUUGUGCUUCUAUGUUUUGGAAUUCCCUGCAAGAAUGCCCUAGUUUUCUUGAUUUGAUCGACUUCCAAUCAUCCGUUUGAUUUGAUUCAUGUCAUCCUAUAGGCUUAAUCAUCCCAAUUAUGAGACUGCCUUUUUUACUUUUUCUGAA